This is a messenger RNA of Drosophila subobscura, 2055 nucleotides long. RefSeq names its product early endosome antigen 1-like. The record is from RefSeq and is a predicted model, not a curated record. Lineage: Eukaryota; Metazoa; Arthropoda; Insecta; Diptera; Drosophilidae. The transcript is spliced from 8 exons. The coding region runs from base 153 to 1997 and encodes 614 amino acids.
GUAGGCAGAGCAUCUGUCGGAGCACAUAACUGAUCAGUAUAUGGAAAACUAUUUAUGUUUUGUUCCAAAUUCCUACUUGUUAAUUAUUCAUUUUGUUGUGCGUUUUGUUUUGGUCUUUUUUCGCUUAAAGCAUUUGUGGCAGUGGCAGAAUAAUGUCUACCAAUAAGCGUUAUGUCCGACCAACCAAGGCCAGUAAUCUGCGUGCACUGGCAAACAACUCGAGGGCGGCCUCGAAUGAAUUGGAGACACGCUCCCAGUCGCAGUCGCCCAGCCGUUACAGUGUGUCGCGCAGCAUUUACACGGCCCGCAGCGUUUACUCCAUGCCCACAGAGGGCAGGUUCUCGGCGUCGUAUUUUGUGUCCCUUCACGAGCGCCCAACGAAGCCGGAAAGGCAAGUGUCCAAGUCGCGCACGAAUAGCCCCGCAGAAAGGUCUCGUGCCUUGCCCAAAGCCGAACUGCGCAGCGUCGGCACGCAGUACCAGGAGCUGCAGAGACUUCAAUUCGAAGUUGUUGAAUCAUUGGAACCCGCCGAGUCCAAGCUUGUGACUGAUGACGAGACGAAGAGCGACUCGAGUUGUUUGCCCCAACAUUUGCGUGAGUUGUGCCCCACAUGGCUCUGUGAUCCUCUGACUUUUUGUUUUUUUUUUGCGACAGCGAACGAGUCUGUGCAGGAUCUGAAGGAUCGUUGCCAGGCAGCCGUUGAUUCGGGUUUCAUGAUGCUCUACGAUCACCUGGAGCCCAUCCAGCUGGCCAAGGAUGAGUUCGAGGCGUGCCAUCGGAAGGAGCAGCUGAAAGUGAAGCUGAAGGAGCUGCUGAGCCGCAAUAUGGAGAGAAUUGUAGAGAAUAUCGAUGAGGUGUGUGGGACAGCAGGAGCUGGCGAGCAGCAGGCUUCGCCCAAUAGCCAUCUGUACCGUGACAUUGGCAGGCUGCGGCGGCUGAAGCAGCACAUGGAGGGGCGCUUCCUGCAGCUCAACAAGAAUCACAUUGAGCAGAUGAACAGGCUGAGGGCGGAUCUCGAGGGGAAGCUGCUGGCUGGCGAGAGACACUGGCAGCAGACCCUGGGCGAGCUGCAGGAGCGGCUGCGGCACAGCGAGAACCACAGUAAGGAAACCAAAUGCCAGCUGGCCAUGCAGAAUGCUGCCCUGACGGCCAAAGACAGCGCCAUCGAGUCGGCCAAGGCGGAAAUGGACAAGCUCAGCUCUCGCAACAUGGAGCUGAGUCAACUGGUGAAGGGAUCGGAGGCUGCGCUACUGAGGACACGGCAGGAACUAGAGCGCCUGGAGGGGCAGCUGAACGAGCUUAAGCAGCGUCACAUCCUGCCGGUCGUCGAGGAGAAAGAUCACAUCAUUAGCGACCUGAAGCUGAAGAAUGAGGAACUGCUGCAGCUGAGAGACGUGCACCACGACCAAGAGCAAAAUAUUCUGCGGUUGAGUGCGAAGAACGAUGAGCUGGAUGCGAAGAUCAGUGAGCUGCAAGCGAAGCUCAAAAGCACGAAAGCCCAGCUCAAUGCCAUUGAGCAAAAGGAUGAGCAGCUGCACUGGGAUCUGGAAUCCGUAAGGAAGGAAUUCAACUGCACUCAGGCGCUGGUGAUCAAGUUGCGGGAGCAGGCGAGUCGCGACAGCGAGGCUACAGCCACAUGCAGCCACGAGAUCAACAAACUGAAGAAGACAAUCGAUCAGCUCUACUUGGAGUCCUCUGGCAAGGACUGGCAGAUCAAUCAGCUAAGACAGCAGCUGCUCGCGAAGGAGGAGCAAGUCGGCCAUCUCUUUGAGAAACUGGAUGGUCAGGUGUUGAAGCUCAGUCGCCUGGAGCAGUAUGUAAAAUUGAGCGCGGAAGAGAAUGAUCGCCUGAGGCAGCUACUGGACAGACAGAACGACACCAUCAAGAACCUGCGGGAGUUCAUUGCCAACAACAUUGGCACUUACCUCGAGCCACGGAAUGGCCUGCAGCAGCAGCAGAAUUUGAGCGGCCAUCAGCCACAGCAGCGACAUCAGUAGGCGACGUCCUCAUCCAAGACAGAGACAGAGAAACACUGAAACCAGACAACCAAAUCUC